AUGCUACGCCCCGCGACACUCCGACCCCUCCAGCGGGCGGCUCAGCAGCCCGCCCUCCGGGCCGCCCGUCGCACAAUCUCUUCGCGUGGUUCGUCCAAGCUGACGCAGGAAUUUGACCUCAACAGACUGAAUUCGCAGCGCCGUGACUACGACCGCAAUCGCACGGCGUUUCUCACCGCGGGCGCCGUCGCCGGCGUCAUCUCCUUCAUCUACACGGCUUGGAAGCUAAAACAGGCCAUUAGCGAGAAGAACGCCAAGGAGGGCAAAUCCGGCGCCGUCAAGUUCGACGCCCAGCCCAACAUCCCGACGGAACAGUUCAAGACCGAGGCCGGCGAGCUGCGCAAGAUCAUUAUCCACGACGAGGACGGUAACGAAGUCGUUCCCACCGGCAACAGCACCGUGCCGCUGUUCCCGCGCACCAUCGAUGUCAGCCUGCCGCUCGACAAGAAAGAACAGAGCCCGCUCGCGGCAUCCAUCAGCGACUCGGCCGGCACUCAGUACACGCUCGUCGGCCUGGGCAUGCGCAGCGUGACCUUCAUCGGCAUCAACGUCUAUCUCGUCGGGCUCUACGUCGCGACGCAGGAUAUUGCCCGCCUGCAGCACUACCUCGUCAAAAACGUGAACCCGGUCGCCACGACGCUGAUUCCCUCUGAAAAGGAUACGCUGCGACAGCGGCUGCUGGACCCCGUCGAGGGCGAGGCGCUGUGGGACGCCGUCCUGCGCGACGCCAAGCUGCGCAGCGUCCUCCGCAUCGCGCCCGUGCGCGACACCGACUUCCACCAUCUCCGCGACGGCUUCGUACGCGCCAUCCAGGCCCGAUCCUCGCUCGACAAGCCGGCGUACAGCGACGAGGCCUUUGGUACAGCCAUGAAGAACUUCAAGGUGCUGUUCAACCGCGGCCAGGUGCCCAAGAAGCAGGAGAUGCUGCUGUGCCGCAACGAGAGCGGCGCGCUGGCGGUAACGUACGACGCGGGAUCCUCGUCCAAGCCACAGCGCGAGGUUCUCGGCACCGUUGCGGACCCGAGGCUCAGCCAUCUGCUGUGGCUGAAUUACCUGGCUGGCAGCAAGGUGGCGUCCGAGCCCGCUCGCAAGAAUAUCGUCGAGGGCGUCAUGGAGUUUGUGGAACGGCCGGUGGGCACGGUUGCGACACAGGUCGUAUAG
Cordyceps militaris CM01 is the source of this 1161-nucleotide messenger RNA. Its product is annotated as Chalcone isomerase, subgroup. The transcript has a single exon. The record is from RefSeq and is a predicted model, not a curated record. Lineage: Eukaryota; Fungi; Ascomycota; Sordariomycetes; Hypocreales; Cordycipitaceae. Gene Ontology annotation, molecular function: intramolecular lyase activity. Bases 1 to 1161 code for a protein of 386 amino acids.